This is a messenger RNA of Vicia villosa (hairy vetch), 2367 nucleotides long. RefSeq lists its product as uncharacterized. The transcript is spliced from 2 exons. NCBI's taxonomy places the organism in Eukaryota, Viridiplantae, Streptophyta, Magnoliopsida, Fabales, Fabaceae. The record is from RefSeq and is a predicted model, not a curated record. The coding region runs from base 239 to 2179 and encodes 646 amino acids.
GACUAAGUUGCAAAAUGCAAAUUUACUCAAUUUGCAAUUUAUGAAAAUUGAAAAUACAACACAGUCCAUCCAUGCUAAUGGAUAACACUCUCGUCCACCUUUUCAUCUUCACUUUGCUCCGCCACCAUUAACGCCGGCCACCGUGAAACCGCCGCAACUGCCUUUUAUCCGACCAAGAUAAAAAUUAAAGAUAUUGGAUGGUGGUGUUUUGAACCAAAUAACAGACACUGGACUAAAAAUGAAUGUGUUAACCUCCAAUGUGGUACAGCAACUGUCACUAUCAUUCUCGAAAUCGCUAUCGUGUUUUGAGUGGCAGAACAAGAGCAAGAAUGCGCUGUCCCUCACAGUGACUGUAGCGAACCCACCGUCUCGGUCAACUGUGAUCCGAAUGGGUGGAGGGCCAAGGACAUACCCAGGUGGGGUGUCCAAGUGGCAGUGGAAGAGAAUGCAGGCCAAGAAGGCCAAGCAGCUCCUGAAAGCGCGGCUAUGCCGGGAGAGACAAAUAUAUGAAAUGAGGAAGAGGGCUGAACUUAAGGCUGCUGUGUCUGAGCUUGAGAAGCCUUGGGAGGUGGUUGAGAAGCCCCCCAAGUUGUUCUCUAUCAAAGCUGAUGAGCAGCUCAAGGUUUUGGCUGAUAGGUUUCAAAAGCCUGGUGGGUUUGACCUUUGGACUGAGAAUGAUGGACCACAGUUGUUUCAAACCCCUGAUGAGUUUCCUUCUGCGAGGUUCUUUCCUAAAGGGGUUGUUCAUAGUAUCAAGCCUUAUAUGAAGGUUACUAGUGAUGACUUGUUGGAGGAACCAGAUGGUCUGGAAGACGAUGAUGGGGAAGGGUAUUGGUCAGAAGAUGUUAUUGAUGGUGAGGAUGGUUCUUCUUCUCCUUUAAGUUAUGGGAAUAAUGGAGUGAGUGUUGACGGCCUAUUGAUAAAUAAUGGGAAUGAGAGGAGAUAUUUGUCAGAGGAUGUUGAUCCAUCCCAUGACGGGGAAGGUUAUUCUCGUUUGAGUAGUGGGAGGAAUGAACUGAAUGGUCGUGGUGGAUUGAGAAAGAGUGGGAAUGGGAGGAGGUAUUUGUCAAAGGAUGUUGAUCCGCCCCAUGACGGGGAGCGUUCUUCUCAUUUGAGUAAUGGGAGGAAUGAAUUGAAUGGUCGUGGUAGAUUGAGAAAGAAUGGGAAUGGCAGGAGGUAUUUGUCAGAGGGUGUUGAUCCGUCCCAUGAUGGGGAGCGUUCUUCUCAUUUGAGUAGUGGGAGGAAUGAGUUGAAUGGUCGUGGUGGGUUGAGAAAGAAUGGGAAUGGGAGGAGGUAUUUGUCAGGGGAUGUUGAUCUCUCCCAUGAUGGGGAGCUUUCUUCUCAUUUGAGUAGUGGAAGAAAUGAACUGAAUGGUCGUGUUGGAUUGAGAAAGAAUGGUAAUGGGAGGAGGUAUUUGGCAGAGGAUGUUGAUCGGUCCCAUGGUGGGGAGCGUUCUUCUCAUUUGAGUAGUGGGAGGAAUGAGUUGAAUGUUCGUAGUGGACUGAGAAAGAAUGGCAAUGGGAGGAGGUAUUUGGCAGAGGAUGUUGAUCGGUCCCAUGGUGGGGAGCGUUCUUUUCAUUUGAGUAGUGGGAGGAAUGAGUUGAAUGUUCGUGGUGGACUGAGAAAGAAUGUCAAUGGGAGGAGGUAUUCGUUAGGAGAUGUUGAUCGGUCGUCUAAUGAAGAGCAUUAUUCAUCCUUGAAUUCUGGGAGGAAUGAAUUGAACGGUGGUGCUAGAAUGAGGAAGCACGGGAAUGGAAGAAAGUUUAUUCCAAAGGGUGUUUAUGGGUCGGAUGAUGCGGAGCGUUCGUCUCCUUCACAUGUGAAGAAUGGAGUGAAUUUUGAUGGUAAAUUCGGGAACAAAGGGAGUGCAAGGAGGAUUAUGUCCAAGGAUGAUCGGUCUAAUGGAACUGGUGAUAUUAGGUCAAGUAGGAACAAGAGUGGAAGGAGGUUUAUAUCAAAGGAUGUUAAUGGGUCUGAUGGGAUGUAUGCAGGAAGAGAUGGUUCUGGUAGAACACAGAGGGGGAGCAAUUCCAUUGCAGGCAGAAGUUAUAGAAAAUAUACUCAGAGGACUUCAAACAAUGCUUCCCCAAGGGUUAGAGAUGCAGAUUCUGAAGUUUAUGAUAUGGGUUUGCAACAAGAUGGAAGUUAUCAAUUCCUAGAGAGUGAGCAAUCUGACUAAACAAAUUGGUAAAACUGCGGACUCUUAGCCUAGGGUCACUCUUAGUUAUCAAUGAGUUUUGAUGUUAGUAAUAGGUUUGCUUGAGGAUGAUCAUUGGUGCUUUGUCUACACUUUCCCUGGCAUUGUAAAAGUAUAUUUUGUAUAUAACGCAUUUGAUCUUGAAUGAAAAAGUUGAAAUUUAAGUCUAA